Molecule: messenger RNA, 1012 nt
Organism: Amaranthus tricolor (Joseph's coat)
Lineage: Eukaryota; Viridiplantae; Streptophyta; Magnoliopsida; Caryophyllales; Amaranthaceae
Exons: 6
Coding region: 73-792 (239 amino acids)
Source: RefSeq, a predicted model, not a curated record
CUAGGGUUAAUUUUUAUCAACUAGGUUUUCUUCAGUUAUCAUUUUCGUUCUGAUUUCCAAAAACAUUUGAUUAUGACAGCAAUGGCGGAAUCUCCCGCAUCGUCAAAACGGCGUCGCACUGACAAUCCAGAGACAAAAAAAGUUACAGUUGAACCGUCGAAUUCAAAAAAUUUGUCGCCUUUGGUUGUCUUUGCUCACGGCGCUGGUGCUCCUUCUACUUCCGAUUGGAUGAUCAGAUGGAAAGAGAUGCUAGAAAAGGCGUUAAAUGCUGUUGAAGUUGUUACAUUUGACUAUCCUUAUUGUGCUGGUGGAAAGAAGGGAGCUCCUCCAAAGGCAGAAAAGUUAGUUAAGUUUCAUGCAGACAUGGUUAAAAAGGCUGCUGCUAAACACCCUGGUCAUCCUCUUAUCUUGGCUGGAAAAUCGAUGGGCUCCAGAGUUAGCUGCAUGGUUGCAAAUCAACAGGACAUUUCUGCUGCAGGAAUAAUCUGUUUGGGCUACCCAUUGAAGGGAAUGAAGGGAGCAAUACGGGAUGAGAUAUUAGUUCAGCUCACAGUUCCCAUCAUGUUUGUCCAGGGUGGCAAAGAUGGGAUGUGUCCUCUGGAUAAGUUGGAAGCUGUUAGGAAGAAGAUCAAGCCCAGUACCGACUUGCAUGUGAUUGAAGGCGGAGAUCACUCUUUCAAAGUUGCUAAGAAGUAUCUACAAGAAACUGAAUCAACUCAAAUUGAGGCUGAGGAGUCUGCUGUCAAAUCUAUUGCUUCAUUUGUUUCCAACUUUCUUCGCGAAUCUCUGUAACUUUCAGGUUUAUUACUACCAGCAGUGAAAUGUUAUUUGGGUAGUUCGUGAAUCUUAUUUAGUUUCAGUUUUAUUACUAUCGGCAUUGAAUUGGUUUUUGGUAUGCUGACCACCGUGGACUCGUGGAGUUGGCCGAAGAUGAUAUAGGUUGGUCCAAUAUGUAUUCCUGGUUAGCAUUAUCAGACUUUGUCUAGGUUUUUAACUCCCUCUUUUGUACUCA